CGCCAUAAAAGAAAGAGUUUUGGAAAAGCAUUGGCUAAACAUGCUGAGAAAUUGAAUGUAGACAUGAAGUUGCAGCUGUGGAAGGAAGCCCUUCGAGAAGUUGCCCAAUUGUCCGGAUACCAUCUGACCAGAAAGAGGAAUGAAUCAAAAUUCAUUGAAAAUAUCAUUCAAGACGUCUCAAGAAUGGCAAAUGAUCAUUUAUAUUUACAUGUUGCUGAGCAUCCCGUUGGAUUAAAACCUCAUGUAGAAAAUGUCAAAUUGCGUUUAAGCGUUGGAACGAAAGACAUACGAAUUAUAGGAAUUUUUGGAGUUGGGGGAAUUGGUAAGACAACUCUAGCCAAAGCAAUUUAUAACUCGAUUGCUUUUCAAUUUGAAGCUAGUUGUUUUCUUCCAAUUGAUAGCGACACUUGGAAUCAAGUGAAUCGUUUGGUGCAACUGUAAAACAAACUUCUUUCUAAGAAUUUAGGAGGCUGUAGAAGUUUGGAGGUUGACAAUAUUGAUAUGGGAAUCCAUAUGAUAAAGCGUAGGCUUCACUCUAAGAGAGUUCUUCUAAUUCUUGAUGGUGUAGACCACUUGGAUCAAUUAAAAACAUUAGUAGGAGCUCGUGAUUGGUUUGGUAAAGGAAGUAGAAUCAUCAUCACAACAAGAGAUCAACACUUGUUGACUACUCAUGGAGUUGAUUCAACAUAUGAGAUGACGGGAUUGAAUCGAGAUGAUGCUUUUCAGCUAUUUUGUUGGCAUGUUUUCGGAAGUAAGAAACCGAUUGACGGUGAUGAAGAGUUUGUAGAAGAGAUCAUAAAUUAUGCUGGGAGCCUUCUACUAGUUUUAACAGUGCUCGGCUCGGAUUUAUAUGGCAGAACUAAAAAAGAGUGGGAAAGUGCAUUUGAUCAGUACAGGAAAAUCCCUCACCAAAAUAUUCAAAAAUUAAUUCAAACAAGUUAUGAUAGAUUAAGUGAAAAUGAAAAGAAUGUUUUUCUUGACAUUGCAUGUUUUUUCAAUGGAGAAUGGCUUUAUAAUGUCAUUGAGAUGCUAGAUAGUUUUGGUUUUUCCCCAAACUUUUCGAUCCCAAGACUUAGGGAGAAGUGUCUUAUUUCAAAAUUUGAUGGAAUAUUAAAAAUGCAUGACUUGUUACGAGAUAUGGGUAGAGAAGUUGUUCGACAAGAAUCACUCAAAAAUCCAGGAGCACGUAGCAGAUUAUUCUUUCAUAAAGAUGUUCGCAAAGUACUGGAGGAUGAUAUAGGAAUAGAUAAUCAUGUCGAAGGAAUUGUUAUAGAUUUUCCUGAAGGUGAUGAUAUCAUCCGCUUGAAUCCCAAGGCCUUCGAGAAUAUGAAAAGACUCAGAUUAUUUAGAUGUCGCAAUGCACAUUUUUUUGAAAAACUUAAUUGUCUACCUAAUUCAAUAAGUGUGCUUGAUUGGCCUAACUGUCCUUUACAAUCUAUGCCAUCUGAAUUUCGUGGAGAUGAACUCUCUAUUCUACUCAUGCCAAGUAGUCGCAUCUCGGAGAUACCGUUGGAAUUUAAGGUACAACUAUUAUUAUUUUCAAUAUUUCUUUCUUUAAACUUAGUUUGAUGUUCUUUUCUUUCAACAGAAUCUCACGGUUAUGAAUUUUGGUGGUUGUGAUUUCUUAACGAAAUUCUUGGAUAUUUCAAGUUGCCCAAAUUUGAAGAAAAUAGAUCUUCGUUCUUGUAAAAAUCUAGUUGAAAUUCAUGAUUCUGUUGGAUUAAUCCUUGAUAAGCUUGUUAACUUGAGACUUGGUAGAUGUUUCAAUCUAAAGAGCUUUCUAAGGAGACUCCAAUUGAGAUCUCUGGAACUCCUCUCAAGCCUUCUAAACUUUCCUAAAAUAGAAUGUGAAAUGGAACAUUUACAAGAAGUCUACUUAAUGGGCACCGCAAUAGAAGAAUUGCCUUCAUCCAUUGGGUUCCUCACUAGGCUUUCAAGUUUAUACCUAAGUGGCUCCGUAAACUUGAAGCGUCUACCAAGUAGCAUUCAUCAGUUGAGAUUUCUACAGUUUUUUGAUCUCAGCAAUUGUCCAAAUAUUAGAAGUUUUGGGAUGGAGGAGGAGGUGCAUAAUGGACAACCCACGCCCUAUGUAGUGUCUACAAGCUGGAAAAAUGAAGCUUCAUUGGGUGCAGAAUUAUCAUUGCUGCCUCCAACAAAAUCAACCACUUCUCUUAUCUUGAAUCUUAUGAACUCUGGCCUAUCAAAAUCGAAUUUCUUUGGGCCAUUUCAUUUCUUUCCCAAUCUAGAUCAUUUAGAUCUAUCAGGAAGUGAUAUCGUAAGCAUUCCUACAAGCAUCAAAAGAUAUGUUAGAUUGGGGUAUCUUAUAUUGAAUGAUUGCAAGCAACUUCAAGAAAUUAAAGAGUUUCCACCGAAUCUAAAUUUCGUACAUGCUGGGGGAUGCAUAUCACUGGAAAGUUUACCAGAAAUAUCAAAAGAAUUCAAUUUCCCACGGCUAAGAUGGAUUGACCUGGCCAGUUGCUAUAAAGUGAAUAUGGGAAAUUGGAUAUCAAAUCCUGCAUGGAAUGGAGCUGAGAUGAUAUUUCCCAGAAAUAAGAUUCUAGAAUGGUUCAGCCAUUGCAAGGAGAUCACUUCAAAUAGUCAUCGGUGUGAAUUUGAUAUUAAAGUGGCCCUACCAUAUAAUUUGGAUGACAUCAUAGGAAUUGCUUUUUGUGUUGUUAUUGAAUUCGUUGCAGCUAUUUUUUUUUAUGUUGACAUCAGGAGAGCAUUGGGAGAAAAUGUUAUUGAACCCGUUACAGUUACCUACCCCAAUCGUUAUUGGCAGGGCCAUCCAAAAUUUGAUGAAAUUGAUUCAGAUCAUGUAUGGUUAAGGUACCUAACUACAGAAAAUAUUACACGCCUACGAAAUGUGAGUGCAGAUCAGGCAAAUGAUCAUCUGAGGAUUAUAUUUGAAAACUGUAUCCCAGAUAAUUCUUUGAUCUUCAAACGUUGCGAGUUCAUCUGUUAUACAAAUAGCAUGAUGAACAGAAUGAAAAAGAUCAUGAAAAUGUUGAUGUCCAUUUGGAUGCACCCAUUGAAGAUAUUGGAAAUUUAGCAAAUCCAAUGUAUCAUGGAAGUCAACUUUCUAAGAGGCGUCGUGUUGAUCUUGAUGAUGACAAAGAUGAUCAUGACAUUGAACCUAAUUUGUACACACAACAAAGGAAGCCUGCUUCAACCUUGGAAAUCAAACUUAGUUUCCGUGCUAUAUGUUAGACUACGUAGUGAUGGUUGACUUCAAAUUUGUUUCAAGUGUAAAGUAGUUUGUUUUAUUUGGCAUUUUAACUUAA
Molecule: messenger RNA, 3284 nt
Organism: Carya illinoinensis
Lineage: Eukaryota; Viridiplantae; Streptophyta; Magnoliopsida; Fagales; Juglandaceae
Product: TMV resistance protein N-like
Exons: 4
Coding region: 1601-3052 (483 amino acids)
Source: RefSeq, a predicted model, not a curated record